Molecule: messenger RNA, 2697 nt
Organism: Penicillium alfredii
Lineage: Eukaryota; Fungi; Ascomycota; Eurotiomycetes; Eurotiales; Aspergillaceae
Product: putative regulatory protein Ral2
Exons: 1
Coding region: 1-2697 (898 amino acids)
Biological process (GO): cell redox homeostasis
Cellular component (GO): mitochondrion; cytosol
Molecular function (GO): protein binding
Source: RefSeq, a predicted model, not a curated record
AUGUCGAGGAGUCAGUCUAGUCUGGGGUAUAUGGAUGCGAACCAGGAUCCCUCGGCCGCGGGCGUGUCUCCAUCACUCCACCAACAACCGGCGUCCGGGCCUAUCAACCUCUCAGGAUUGGUGUGCAAUGUGCGCCGCACAACCGGCAAGGAGCCACACCCUCUCGUGGGAGCCACCACGACAAUUUUGGGCGACAGGCUCUAUGUCUACGGAGGUCGGGUCCUCUCACGCAGUCGCCCGAAGUUAACGUCGGAUCUGUACGAGUUGGACCUGAUCCGGCGGCAUUGGACUAAGAUCGAGGCCGGCGGAGAUGUGCCACCGCCACGCUACUUCCACAGCAUGUGUGCCCUGGGGGACAACAAGCUCGUCUGCUACGGAGGCAUGUCGCCUGUACCCAGCUCCCCCAAAGACCCGGCGAACCCUACGGCGUCCACAUCAGAAUCCCAGUCGGAAGUUGUGGUCAUGUCGGACAUUCACAUCUUCGACGUUCCAUCGCGGGCAUGGACGCGGGUCUCAGCACAUGAGUCUCCGCAAGGGCGAUAUGCACACUGCGCGACCAUACUUCCGUCAAGGGCCUGCUUCACAUCAGCCAGUGCACCGCUGUCAGCCAUCCAUCACAACCCCGCGUCCACCAACCCCCACCAAGGCUCGAUUGGUGUGGACAUUGAUGGUUUUGGUGGUGCAGAGAUGGUGGUCGUUGGUGGUCAGGACAGCUCCAAUCAUUAUAUUGAACAGAUCAGCGUGUUCAACCUCCGCAGUCUCAAGUGGACCAACACUAGCCCUCUGGGACGGAGCUGUGGCGCGUACCGCAGUGUCGUCUCGCCGCUGGUGGAUAUGGAUGUCUCUGAAAUUGGCUCUGCCGCCCCAGACCGGGAAUCACACCAACCAAUCGAGCGUUCCGAGUCGCCAGGUUGUCCCAUGCUCAUCUACUCUAACUAUAACUUCCUGGAUGUCAAGCUGGAACUGCAGGUACGCCUGCCGGACGGGCGUCUUGUUGAGCGACCAAUGCAGAGCCAGGCCUCCCCACCUGGUCUGAGGUUUCCUAAUGGCGGUAUUACCAACGGCCACUUCGUUGUGAGUGGUACGUACCUGACCUCCUCGAAGCAGGAGUAUGCACUUUGGGCCCUCGACCUGAAGACAUUGGCCUGGGGUCGUAUUGAUGCCGGCGGCUCGGUCUUUGGCCAUGGGAGUUGGAAUCGCGGGGUUCUUUGGCCUCGCCGCAAUACCUUUGUCAUUCUGGGACAUCGGAAGCGAAGCCUGGUUGAUGACUAUAACCAUCGUCGGAUCAACUUCUCGCACGUGUGCCUGGUAGAACUGGAGGCCUUUGGGCUCUACAACAACUCAUGCCACACGUCAUCAACGUCGGGAUAUAAAUCGAACAGUGCGCCAUGUGUGCCUGCGUCGUUGCAGCAAAAGCUGUUCCAAUUAACCUCGGGUGGGCGGCCGUUAUCUUCCGCGUCGAAUGAGCUCGGCAAGCUUGCGCUGACUUUGCCGGAGAUGGCCGACAUGGAGUUGCAGGCUGUGGGAGGAGAGCGCAUACCUGUCAACUCCCGUCUUCUCACCCGGCGCUGGGGUCCUUAUUUCAUCCAACUCCUACGCGAAUCGUCGGAAGGAGACGCCACGGAAGCCGCAACCCUUCGCCCGUCGCAAAUGCAUCCCAGCCGCAACUCGAGCAUCACCAUUACCCCAUCGAUCGGGCACAACAGCACCUACUCCAAUGCGACAACCCUUGUCAACCCUUCUGUCCCCUCCAAGUCCUUGCUCGAGAACCUGGAAUCUCCCUCCGCCCACAGCUUGACGCCAACCUCCCGACCGCGCGUGUUGUACCUCCCGCACACCAUCCUCACUCUCCAAGUGUUCGUGCAAUUCCUCUACACCUCUGCCCUGCCCCCAGCAGGCUCCUCUCUGUGUACACCGCAAAUCCUCUGCUCUCUUCUCCAACUUGCACGCCCGUACCAGGUGAGUGGGCUGCUGGAGGCGACCGUGGAGCGACUUCACCAGGUUCUUGAUGGGCGCAAUGCCGCCGCUGUGUUCAAUGCAGCCGCGAUGGCCGCCGGCGGGGGCCGCGGCACCGGAUUCACCAGCGGACUGGGUGGCACGCUAGAAGCUCUGAAUGGUAACGCGCUCCGGAAUGGUUCUGCACCAGCCGUCGCAGAGGGCGCUGCAUCCUACCACAGUGAGCUCAUAGCCUCCGACUCAUCCGACACAGAGCACGGCGGGGUAUCACGCUCUGCGGCCAGCAGCACAGGUGAUCUCACGAACUUUGCACGUGGCCUCCCAUCUCUCCGCAUCGACACUUCGUUGUCGCAAGAGCAGGCCCGCCAGCGCAGCGCACAACGCGAUCGCGAGGAUUCCAUCAGCAACGCCAGCACAGCAACCUCGGCCUCCAGCGCGAGCUUUAGCCAGUCCGACUCGGAAUUCGUCAGCGGCGACGAGGGCAGUUCGCGGUCCCGCUCCGGUCACCAGCGCUGCGAUACUGAGGCCGAAUUGCGCCGUCCGCACCGUGAGAUCUGGACCGGGGAUCUGAGCAGCGUCAUUGGUCUUCAGAAGCGUGGUCUGCGUGGUCUGAUGGAGGGCCGUCGCAUGCGUGAACGUAGUGGCAAGCCCUCUAGUGUCGGCAGCGGCACAGCGACCAUUCCUCCGCCGUCGGCGGGGUCAGGCGAUCACCACGUUCCGAUACAGGGCGUAGCCGGGUAA